UUGUUCAAAAAACUUAUAAAAAAAAUAUAUAAGCAGAUAAGCCCUCCCCUAGCUGUGCCACGUCUACCCAUCUCAACUCUCUCAUUUUCCUGCUAGUCAUCGUAAACACCACGCGCUAAAUCAGACGCGUGUAAACACAAUCAAAUUUCCUCCCAUUUUUUCUCUCUUAACUCUCUAUAUAAGUCCACUUCACAUCUCCUCUUUCGCUUCAACAACGUCCAUGAUAUUCUUUCAAUCACAAUUACCACCAAAACAAAAAAUCAACCAAAAAACCAACACUAAAACAUCAUGUGUCCUACCAAUUUCGCCGACGAAUUCGCCGAUAAAUCUCUCGAAGCUUCUCUUUUCGCCGGGAAACUCGCCGGAAACCUCCCGCAACCUGACCUCAAUGUUGUUACCUCCGCCGGCGUUCGCAUUCCUGCUCAUUCUCACAUUCUGGCAAUGGCGUCGCCGGUAGUUGAGAAUAUGGUGGAAAAGCCGAAGAUGAAUCGGAAAACAGGGGAGAAAGCGAUUCCGAUUCUUGGAGUUCCUUGUGACGCCGUCUCCGCCUUUGUCCGAUUCCUUUACACUUACCGCUGCACGAACGAAGAGAUGGAGAAAUAUGGAAUCCAUCUCCUAGCACUUUCUCAUGUGUUCGCAGUGCCAACACUGAAGCAAAGAUGUAGCAAAGGAUUAGCUGAAAGGCUAGUCGUUGAUAAUGUUAUCGAUGUACUUCAAUUGGCUAGACUGUGUGAUGCACCGGAUCUUUACCUCAAGGGUAUGAAGUUUGCUGCAACUAAGUUUAAGGCUAUUGAAAAGACUGAGGGCUACAAAUUUCUUCAAAAGCAUGAUCCUUGGUUGGAGCUAGAGAUCUUACAGUUCAUUGAGGAAAAUGUAUUGAGAAAGAAGAGGACAAAGAAGAACAAGGAAGAACAAAACUUGUACAUACAGCUAAGCGAAGCAAUGGACUGUUUAGUGCACAUAUGCACAGAAGGGUGCACCGGUGUGGGUCCCUAUGACAUGGAACCCUCCAAGAAGAAGGAGCCUUGCAAAAGAUUUUCCACGUGUCAGGGCCUCCAGCUGUUGAUCAAACACUUUGCCACGUGUAAGAAGAGGGUCAAUGGUGGGUGCUCAAGAUGCAAGCGCAUGUGGCAACUUCUUAAACUUCAUGCUUCUAUGUGUGAACAACCAGGCAAUUGCAGAGUUCCUCUUUGCAGACAAUUCAAGUUGAAGAUGCAACAAGAGAAGAAAGGAGAUGAUGCAAAGUGGAGGCUAUUGGUGAGGAAGGUAGUCUCAGCCAAGACCAUAUCUUCUCUGUCUCGGUCUAAAGACUCUAAACCACAACCAAAGAGAGAACUUCAGCACGCAAUUUCUUGCCUCCAAGGUCUCCAAGCUUGACGGGUCUAUCAAUCCAAUGUCUAUAAUGUUUCCCUCCCACCUUUUUUUUCUCCGAGUUAUGUAUAAAGUUGAGUAUGGUAUGAAAAAUUACAACGUUAGGAAGCUCUCAUCUCGAGGGGAAAGAACCACACACCCUUAUUGGAACUUGGGUGGUGGUUGUAUAAUAGAUUAUAUUAGUAGUAUAGUUUAGGAGAUUUCAGUGAUCUCUCCAAGCUGUAGGUAUUAGAGGAGAGUUGUUGAAAUGUGAUGGUAAUAUUGUGAAUAAUUUUGUAGAUGAUGUGAAAGUUAGUUGUCUAAAUAAUGAAAAUGAUAUGAAAUAUUGUUUGUUGUUUAAAGAAA
Chenopodium quinoa (quinoa) is the source of this 1716-nucleotide messenger RNA. RefSeq names its product BTB/POZ and TAZ domain-containing protein 1-like. Gene Ontology annotation, molecular function: protein binding. The coding region runs from base 289 to 1377 and encodes 362 amino acids. The record is from RefSeq and is a predicted model, not a curated record. Lineage: Eukaryota; Viridiplantae; Streptophyta; Magnoliopsida; Caryophyllales; Amaranthaceae. Gene Ontology annotation, cellular component: nucleus. The transcript has 5 exons.